Molecule: messenger RNA, 875 nt
Organism: Olea europaea var. sylvestris
Lineage: Eukaryota; Viridiplantae; Streptophyta; Magnoliopsida; Lamiales; Oleaceae
Product: RING-H2 finger protein ATL8-like
Exons: 1
Coding region: 79-699 (206 amino acids)
Source: RefSeq, a predicted model, not a curated record
UUACACAGCUGAAAUUUAGCGGAACUGCUGCACUAAACUAAACAGCGCAAAAGCUAAUUCCUUUUUUCUCUCUUCCAAAUGUCUCUCCGUUCACGUUUUCUUGGCGGCGUAAAUACGCCGCUGUUGCCUACGCCGUCACAGCCACCGCCGGGGAAGGAGUCACCUCCAGUAGACAACCAACCACUCGACUCAGAUUUUAUAGUGAUACUAGCGGCACUUCUCUGCGCGCUAAUCUGCGUUCUGGGCCUCGUCGCCGUCGCUCGUUGCGCUUGGAUCCGCCGCAUUUCAGGUAGAAAUGCGGCCGUUCCGCGGUCGUCUCAGGCGGCGGCCAACAAGGGCCUGAAGAAGAAGGUCCUAAAGUCGCUCCCGAAGGUAACCUACGCUGCCAACGACGACAAGAUCGGAAAGUUAUCCGACUGUGCAAUUUGCUUGUCGGAGUUCGCCGCUGGGGACGAAGUCCGGGUGCUUCCUCAGUGCGGCCAUGGCUUCCACGUUUCUUGCAUUGACACGUGGCUUGGAUCUCACUCCUCCUGCCCCUCUUGCCGCCAGAUUUUGGUUGUCACGCGGUGUCAGAAGUGCGGUAGCUUGCCAGAGGCCUGCUCUUCCUCCUCCUCCUCCGCCGCUGCCACUCGCGCGGGAGCUGAGUCUGAGCCAAGCUACAGGCAAAGAGAAGAUCUCAUCAACAGGUUUUUGACUUAAAUUACUAUAAUCAGCUCAGUCCCCAUAUACGAUUCCGAAUUGGGGUUCUAAUAUUGAAGCGAUUACUAAUCAGGAUUAGCAGAAGAGAAAAUUCACUGUUGUUUCUGUAUGUAUUUUGCAGCGUGUGAGAAAAUACCAAUUACAUUAUCUUUAAUACUUCCAUUUCCCUUCCUUUA